GUAUUAGUUUGUAGCCCACAUUUGCCACCUAGAGUUCCUCCGCUGCCAGUGAUGGCGCCGCCGACCAGCUGACCCUUUCCUUUCAGGUGGAGGUGUUACUCUCCUCUACGCCGCCAAAGAACUGGAGAAGCUGCCAACAGCCAACUUUGAUCAGAAAAAUGGUGUCCAAAUUAUUCAAAAUGCUUUGAAGACACCCAUUUUUACGAUUGCAGCAAAUGCUGGUGUCUCCCAGUGGUGCUCCAAGUUGCCGGGAUCGAUGCUCUUGAUGUCCUCGGGGCGCUUGGGGGUGCCGCAGUGCUGGUUGAAGCGCUGUGCGAGGCGGCGAUUGGCGUUGGGGUUAUCGUCGCCGACGAUGAUGGGUAGGUUAGGGAAGCCGUUUAUCUCGAGGGCGGAGAUGAGGGUGUCGUAGUUGGCGUCGAAGACGAUGGUGUAGGUGGCGGGGCCGUCGACGAUGGGGGCGGCGCCGCCAUCAAAGAAGGCGAAGUUGAGGGGAAAGUGGGAGUCAACGUAAAGGCUGAGGAAGGGGUAGAUGUUGAUGAGGCCCAUCACCCUUUUAGCAUAAGGAGAAUGAACAAACGGGCUAAAGCGUGAAUUGAGGCCCAAACCCACAACUCCUAUUAAAACUGCCAUUAGGGUUUCGGCCCCUCUUUCUUCACCAAUACUUCCAUUCAGCUUCCCGCACACUGCAACAACCAUACGCCGUCGAUAUUCCUCAAGGUGAAUCGCGGAGAAGAUAUGGCGGAAGCUGUCGUAGCUGUAGCUGCUCCUGCUGCUCUGAGCGAUGAAGAGAAGAUUCAUACCGGCGUUUUGCUCUUCAACCGCUGGUCUUAUGACGAAGUUCAGAUCAGUGAUAUCUCUGUGGAAGAUUACAUCACUGCCACUGCAGCCAAGCAUCCAACCUUCAUGCCUCACACCGCUGGAAGGUACCAAGCCAAGCGCUUCAGGAAGGCUCAGUGCCCAAUCAUUGAGAGGCUUACGAACUCCCUUAUGAUGCACGGGCGCAACAAUGGAAAGAAGCUCAUGGCUGUAAGGAUUAUUAAGCAUGCCAUGGAGAUCAUCCAUUUGUUGACUGACCUGAACCCAAUUCAAGUCAUUGUUGAUGCAGUUAUCAACAGUGGGCCAAGGGAAGAUGCCACCCGUAUUGGGUCAGCUGGAGUGGUGAGAAGACAGGCUGUUGAUAUCUCUCCUCUGCGCCGUGUCAAUCAGGCUAUUUACCUGCUCACCACUGGUGCUCGUGAAAGUUCCUUUAGAAAUGUCAAGACUAUUGCAGAGUGCCUUGCUGAUGAACUAAUCAAUGCAGCAAAAGGCUCUUCAAACAGCUAUGCUAUAAAGAAGAAGGAUGAGAUUGAGAGAGUUGCUAAGGCUAACCGUUGAAAGUGGAAGUUUCAAGUUUUCAGGACAAUUUCCAUCCUGUUAUCUUGCAUCCAUCUUAGUGAUGACAACAUACGAGAUGGUUCUUUUUUGUCAGCGGCUUUGGAAGGACAAAAACAUUUGCCUAGAAUACAUGCAGAACCUGAAAUCAUUUGUCUUUAAUGUUUUAUUUUCGUUGAGAGAAAUUAGAACCUGUUGAUUUUUAUUUUUAUGUUAUUGCAAAUCUUUCCCAAGUAUAAUUAAGUUUCGGUCUUAAGCUGUUUGCAA
This is a messenger RNA of Salvia miltiorrhiza (redroot sage), 1638 nucleotides long. RefSeq names its product 40S ribosomal protein S5. The record is from RefSeq and is a predicted model, not a curated record. NCBI's taxonomy places the organism in Eukaryota, Viridiplantae, Streptophyta, Magnoliopsida, Lamiales, Lamiaceae. Gene Ontology annotation, cellular component: cytosolic small ribosomal subunit; ribosome. The transcript is spliced from 8 exons. Gene Ontology annotation, molecular function: rRNA binding; mRNA binding; structural constituent of ribosome. The coding region runs from base 736 to 1374 and encodes 212 amino acids. Gene Ontology annotation, biological process: translation; ribosomal small subunit assembly.